Messenger RNA from Cinara cedri, 18472 nucleotides. Lineage: Eukaryota; Metazoa; Arthropoda; Insecta; Hemiptera; Aphididae. The record is from the annotation of a GenBank genome assembly.
GUUCAGCCGUGCGAGUAUGUCUUUUAUUAUUAAACGUAUAAUUUGUGUAUAUAAUAUUAUACAUACUUACAGGUAAUUGCCGUAAAUCGUUAUCAUAUUUUCAUAUAUUUAUUUUUUUAUUUACAUUUUAAAAUGUUUGUCGUAACGAAAUAAUAAUAGGUAAGUUGAAUUAUUAUUAUUUAAAAUAUAAUGUAUUAAAAAUUGGAAAAUAUUUUUUGUGUUUUCAAAUUGCGAAAAAAAAAUACUAUAAAACCUAAAAGUAUACAUAGGCAGACAUGCGUAUCGGGGGAAAGUGUUUAGGGGUUUACCCCUCCCUCCAUUAUAAAGAUUAAAAUAGGUAGCUAUCUAUCUAAAUACAAUUAAAAACAUAAGUUUUAUAUUAUAUUGUAUUCGGUUUAAAUUAUAUUAUUUACCUACCUAUCAUCAGGUACUAAUUUUAGUUUAAUUAUAGAAUUUGAAUUUAUUAUUGAGAAAUAUUGCGUCAUAGGUAUCUAUGCCUAUAGUUUAUAUGUAUAAAUAUAGUCACAUUCAAUAUCAUUAUUACUGUAGGAUUUAAGUGCCUAAAUGUUAAAUUAUUGAACAGGUACAACAGAAACUUAGAACCACUAUAUUCUUCACAUUGGUAUAGCAAAUUUAAAAUUAUGAAAUUCUAUGUCAUAUAACACAAUAUGAUUUAUUUGUGCCUUUAAAAAACAAAAACACAUUAAUUUAGAUCAAUAUCUUUGAAAAAUACAACAAUGACAGAAUGUCUUUAAAUAUAGCUUAUAAAUUGUAGGUAUAUACCUACUUACCUAUUGAUGAUAUCAUUUCAAUAAUUAUUUAGGUUUAUAAUAUUUCUCUAAAUGGGUAUAUUUAACUAGGUUAUAUCAAUUUUACUAUAGAUAGGUGCAAGUAUAUAGUUGGGUAUAGUUACCCGUGUAAAUAAAUACAUUUUACUUAUAAUGAUGAAUUAUGAUUUCAGCAGUAUUUAUGCUUUUCAAAAAUAUAUUUAUUUGAACAAUUGGUACCUAGCUAUUACAAUUUUAAACUCAAUAAGAUAAAGAUGAAAUCAUGAAUUAUCUAAAUAUUGAAUGCACAUAUAAAACAAAUCUAAAUUAUUACAGUUAGAUAGUUAGAUUAAUCAGGGGUUUUUAUGCUUGGAUACCUUCCUAUCUUUUUUUUACUUUUCAAGUGACUUUUAAUAUCCACAUAUUUGUACGUAGGUACUAUCUUUAAUCACUAUCAAAUAGCUAAUAUAGCCAUAUAGGAACUUUACUCUGAAUAAUUACUAGGUUAUAACAUAAUUUUUUUUAAUAAUUUAGACUGAUAUUAUUUCAGUAGGUACCAGCUCACGUGAUAAUAAAUAUUAUUCCAAUAUAUUCAUAUUACUUAUGCAUCCCAUUUGUGAUAAUGUGAAAUAAAGAAAUUGUCUUUCUAAAUAAUAAAAGUUUAAUAAUCAUUCAUCAAUUAAUUAAUAUGUAAUAAAUACUAUAGGUACCUACUAUACACCUAGAAUAGUUUUGUAUUACAUUUUUAAAUAAUAUUCAAAAAUAUUGGAUAUUGUAAACAAAAAAUAUUGUAAUUAACUUUUCAACUUUCAGAUCAUAGUAAAACGUUAAACCAAUAAAUCAUUCGUUACACUCUGAAUUUAAAAUAAUAACCUUGCUACUCACAAGCAUUCUAACAGCAUUAUGUAAGGGCGCAUACUAGUUCCCUCUUGAGAUCAAAAAAGUCGAUAAUUUUAAUACAAAUUGCCUCCUGAGUAAUAUUAUAUUAAAUUCAGUUUAGUUUAUGAAUCACUGUUUUAUUCAAUAUGGGAGGCAACUGGCGCGAACAUUCUUGGGAGGCGACUUGUAUAUAAUUAUAAACUACCUGAUCGUCGGAGGUAACUAGUGUAUAUCAAUCUUUUUAUUUACGAUAACCAUGGAAGGCAAUUCUUAUAUUUUAGAAGGCGACUCCUAUGCACCGUCAUGUAAGGAGUAAGUUGUUCAGUUCAGUUUAGUCGCAUUCCGACUGUGAUGGAUCUAUCAAGGUUUUGAUUUUGAAUUAAAUCCGUACUUUUCUUUCAGUUAUACUUUUUUGCUGUAGUCCAUGUAGUUCUCAAAAUCCAUAUUUUGGCGACCCUCUUCAGUCAGUUCUGCUAUGUUCGAGGUAUGAUAGACUGAUCAGAAUGAAUCCAGUCUUCUCGUUAUAAUGGUUGACGCGAUAGUGCUAUCCAAUACAGUUUAAAUUUUACCUAUUGGAAAUUUUAUUAGUAGAGUUAAUAUUUAUACCAUUAUAGUUUUAUUACCCAACUCAUAAGACAAUAUCAUCGAACAUUAUAUAAUAGGUACCGAAUUAAGAGACAUUUGGAUACUUUGUUAGUUAUAUAUAAAUUACCUCAAUGCAGAUAUUGUUACGUUUUGGAUCAUUUAGUAAAAUAUAUUACACUGUAAUGUGUAUCUAUAUUGUAAUAGAAUCAUCUUUUACAAAUAGUUUAUUGAUAAUUAGUAAAACUCGGUACUUAUUAUUUUUAAAAUUUAAAAAAAAAACCGCUUAAUCACAUAAAAAAAAGUAUUUCAAUCAAAUGGUAGAGGGUUAAAAAAUACCUUAUCUAAUCAGUCUAACUAAUUAAAUACAAUUUUCUAACAUGGCAAAAAUGGUUAGCAAAAAGCAAUUUUGUUUAAAUAAAAUUAUAAGUUGGUAUUAUAAAAAAAUAACUGAGUUAAUAAUUUGUGUAGGGUUAUAAAAUUGUAUUUAUAGUAAGUUAGAGCCGUUAGAGGAGAGACAUUUAACCCUUUUGCAGUUUUUGUUUUUUUUUUUUUUUAAUUGCUUUUUUUCAAAAACUUUUUGACGUUUUUAAGAGCUUUUUUGUGGAUUUUAAGUGGAAUAAGCCCGAGCCCUAGUAAUUAAUAAAUAAUCUAUAGGUCUUUAAUAAUCAAAACGAUCAUUAAAGGAACACUUUUUUUUUAAAUACCAAUCAUAAAACAUUACCAGUAUUAUAAUAUAAUAUUAUGUGUCCGGUGAAUCGAAUGGUCUUUCAAUUGGUACAAUACGAUUAUAUAGAUCGUCAAUAUAUAAGGUUAGGUAAUGUAUAGCCUAUACAGGAUGGAUACCUAGAUAGGUAUCUACAAUAAAAUAUGUAUAAAGUCACGUUUUUGAUCAUAUCAUAUCAUUAGGAGUUUUAUUCAUCGCCGUUACAUUCCAUAUUUUAAACAUAGAUAUUAUGUACUCGUAUGUCUAUAAUAUGCCUACUAUAAUACAUCAAUGUUCUCACAAAAAAAUAUGAUGCGUAGUUUUAUUACUGUAAUAUUAUAUAGUGGUACAUGAUAUGUGAGCUACUUAAGACCAAACGGUCCGAACCGAAUUAUCAAGGUCUCUAUUAUUUUCUCCGAAUCGUAUUCUGACUGUCCAAUUUCACUAUUGUUAUUUAAAAUCAUAAAAUACAUUUAUAGGUUUAUAUCGAGACAGCUCUACAACAUUACUAUAGGAUAUUAAAUUGUAUGAAUAUAUUAUUGUAUUCAUUUAUGUUUUCCAAAUAAUGUAGUCAAAUCUUAUAUUAAUGAUAAAAAUUACAAUAAUUCAUAUUGAUUAUUCAUAAUUAUUAAGAUUAUUACCUAUUUUAUUUUAGUAUAUCUGUAUUAAAGUUGCUAUAGUUAAUUUUUAUAACGUACAAUAUAUGCAUCUAUUAAUUAUGUUGAUAAGAAAAAAAAAUUGCGAUUUAAAAUAGAUAGGUGUUAUAACUACAUUAUUUAAGAUUUGAAACGGAGCGAGGAAUGUAUUGAUUUUAUGAUUUUUAUUUCUCCUUUUUUUUUUGAAUGCGAGGCAUAUAUUUUUUUUCAACUUAUAUAUAUACUUAACUACUGUGUAUAAAAUGUCUACCAAAAAUCUUGUUAUGAUAUAUCAAGUGUGGCACAUUUUUUGAAAGAAAAUUUUAUCUAGUUAGUACUUUAGGAAGAUCAUUUACAAACAUCUAUAAAUGGUAGAACCGUUUUCGGCCAAAACGAACCUUUCCCUUAUCGGGCAGUAUUACUUUUCGGCCAUUCUACAAUAACCAUUUUCAGCCAGUACAUUAUUUUAGUCACCAAUGUAAGUUUUUUAAUUUAAAAAAACCAAAUUACCUAUGCAUACAAUUUUAAUUAUGUUUCUUUUUUUUUUGAUAUCCAUGAUAUUUACAAUAAUUAAGAAAAAUAUAUGAUAUAAAUUUAAAAUAAAACAAAAUUAUUGGAUUUAAAACAUUAUUGGAUCUACUUAUUACGUUUGUAUUGCAUGAUUGAAAUAAAUUAAAUAUUUUUCAACCAUCAUAUUCUGAUGACUAGUAAACAUUUUUUUAUGAAUCGUUAAUAUAAUUUUAUUUUAUUUUUUCAUUGAAAAUUAUGAAGGUACAAUUUUAAACUUUUUUUUUCAUUAUUUCAUACCUUUAUCAAAUCGUAAUUUUAAAAUACUAAAUAGUUGUCUAUAUAAAUGCAAAGGAGGCAAUCGCUCCUAUCGUCCCUGUAAUCUUACAUUGGUGACCAAAAUAAUGUACUGGUCGAAAAGGAUCCCGCCCCAUUUUUUGAUUUUCCAAACGAAUUUUGUUAUAGUUGAGAUAAAACGUAGAGAUGAACGGACAUAUAUUUACGACGUACCUAACGAUUUUACAAUUUUUGUUGCGAUUUUGAUCUAGUUGCUCACGAAGAAAGAUGUUACCAGAAAUAUUGUGCCAAUAGAAAAACAUGAGACCUUUCAUAUUUCAUGUUUAAUGUAAUUGAUGAGUAGGAAAGCCGUUUUUAGAUUUUUGAAUAUUUCAUAUAGUUUUUUAAAUGAUUGAGAAAAACCGAAAAAACUUAAAUAAAAACGGGAAAAUUUAUGAAAAUAAUAAUUAUUUUUAAUUAUUUUUUUUUAUAAUUCAGUUGAAAAUAUUUGUAAAGAUUUGAAAUGUAAAACUUAUACUUGCCUUUUUUAGACGUGAUAAAAUUUUCAAAACAGCAUUUGAUCCAUUUUUGUGCUACAUUAUAAACAUUUUAAUUUUGAGUUUUUACCUAGAUCGUUUUUGUUCGGUAGGCAUUUUGUGGCUGUGAUAUACCUAAUGAUGAACUUUUAAUUCGAAACCAGUCAUAUAAUACACUUAUCAUAAUACUCCAGGCGACACAUUUAUUCAUUUAUUUAUUUAUUAUAUCUAAUUAAUUAAUAUAUUUUUAUCAUGUCCUAAGUAUUUAUUUCUCAUGAUUUACUGAAUGGCACUUAAAAUUUCAAAGUCUGUCUGUUUUUCUACACUUGCAUUUACAUAGGUACUUAAAUGUAUGUUUUAAAAAAUUCUGUACAAGUGCAUUGAUCGUACAUUUGCCCUCCUAAAUUAAGGAAGGUAUGGACUGAUUCCCGCAGUGAAAUUGAAAUAUCCGGUAUUAUGUCGUCAAUCUGUACACAUUUUUCUUUUAUAAUCGUACAUUGGCGUUGAAUUAAUACUGCACACGUAGGAACUACGAAGUGUCUUGUAAACAUAGACUUCUACAUCUAGACGGAACAUUCAGCAUGAACAUGAUCCGAUAGGUGGAGUUUCAUUUCAAAGAUAAACACAUCACGUUAGAUAAUAAUCGGAGUGUUUUAUUAAUUGUCUGAGCUCAGAGUGCAAAUUUGCUCUUUUACACUGGACAUUUUAUAUCAGCAUAUAUUUGUUGAUCCGUUAGGACCGACUACGCUUCCCGGUGCUCGGGGAAUGUUCUGUUUACAUUUAUAAAUCUAUGCUUAUAAAGCACGAAAACUUUACUAAUUAAUCAGAAAUAUCUGUUGACUAACUAAUUUUAUCAACAUAGCUAUCAUACUAUUAACGUCCGAUAUAGCUAGAUAACGGAUAUAUCAGAAAUAAAAAUUUGAUUUAAAAAUAAUACGGAGAUAAUACAAGUUUAAACGAUGUGUUUAAAAACAAAAAUACUUUGUAUAUAAUAAUAACUUUUAUUAGAUUUAUUAUAAUUUUUCUAAAAUAUUCAUAAUUUAUAACAAAUAGGUAAUAAAUAAAAAUUGCUUAAUUAACUUGUUUAUAUAUUCGUGGUUCAAAAUGCCGGGCAAUGUGCACAUUUCACGGGAUUUCACAUUGCCCGUGUAAUAUAGGUAUAUUAUAUAAGUAAUAGUUUUCAUUUAAGUGUUCAUAAAAAUAGAUUCAAGUUAAAUAUAAUGUUUUUUUUUAAGUAUCUUACUAAUAUCUGUACUUAUAAUGGUAACAAGUAUAAAUUUAUUGUAACCUACAUGAAUAACCUUGUAUUAUUAAAAAUAGCCUAAUUAUAAUAUAAAAUAGGCUAAAACCACAAAAUAAGUCGUUAAAAAAAAUCUUAAAGUAAUCAAUACGAAAAACUACCUAACCUACCUAAACACUCGAAAACGUAUAAAAUUACCUACACGUGUAGGAUACCUAUCUACCUAACUAAUUAAUAUAUUAACUAUGUACAAUAUACUUACACUAUCUACAAUAAAUUGUUAAUAUAUUUGUUUGAACUUAAAUGCAGGUAUACAUUAUAGUAAUAUUUAGAAACAAAAUUAUUAUAAAAUAGAUAAUGGUUAUUAUUUUGAAAUUAUUGCUGCAGGAGUAUAUAGAUACUCAAGGCGAACAACAAUUCUAUGUAGCUGGUAUUUUUUUUUUAAGUGGGUGAGAUAAAAAACAUUUAUAGUAUUAUUCAGAUUAUUGAAAUGCAUACACAUUUAAUAACUUACUACUUAGUAUACAUGAACGGAUACAAUUCCGUCAUAUGACUAUUAGAGUUACGGGUUACCCACCGAUUAUUUUUGUAGAAAUCUGUUUAAAUGAGAAUAUUUUAUGACUAGACUAUAACACAGAUUUGAUCAAUCAGAUUUUAUACCUAUAAGUAUUAUUAAUAUAGGUACCUAAAAGCUUUGUAGCUCUGUGCCUCUGUGUAUUAAAAAUUAUGGUGAAAUUUUACAAAAUCAUGUGAAUAUUUUACAAUAUCACUCAAUAUUAUCACAUUUAUUAAUUUAUACGAAUAAAGAGAAAUAGGUUUAUUGUAUAUAGGUACUUAUUAUAUUAUUUCAUAUUUAUAUAACCGUAUAUUUGACAUCUCAUAUUUACAUAUUAGGUACCUACAUAAAUAGAAAAAAAAACCAGCUAUAUGUGCGUGACAUACACGAAUGUACUUAGGGUUCCACAUAGUAUGUAGUGUACCAACUACUUUGUAAAAAGAUAUUGUUUCGUAAUUUUCUUUCUUUUUUCUCUGUUUUAAUUAAUAAGUAAUAUAUAUAUUUUUUAAAUUAUUUUCAUUGAAAUUAUUUAUAAAGUGCUACUUUUUUAAAAUUUUUAGAAUUUUUAAUCAGAUGGUUAGGAUACCUAACCAUGUUGAGGUAUAUUAUUAUCUACUUCAGAAGUUUCUACGCUAUAAAAUAUUUAUCUUUACAAUAGAUUUCACUUACAAACUAUUAUUGCAUUUUGAGAGACCUUUCCAAGUAUACCACAUGAUAAGGUGCACGAAAAAUAAAUUAGUAAUCCCUCAGAUGUAGGUAGGUAUACACAACUAUCUCUUAAUUGUAUUUUUAACUUUUUAACCAUACAAAUCUAAGAUGAUUUACAUAAAACACCUUUAGAAGAGGAAUAGCAGAGUUAUAUAAGUAUGUGAAAUAUGGAUGAUGAUGAACAAAAUUAUAGAUAACAAGGGUUCCGUUUUUGCCAUUUUGGCUACAGAUGUAUAGAACCCUAAAAAUAAUACUCAUUUUGUAGUAUAUGUUAAUGAUUUAUCGGGAUGGUUCCUAAUUAUAGAGUAAUACAAUUAAUGCUGAUCGAUACUGUUUUGUUUUCUCGCGUGUCGUGUUGAAUUUAAACUUAUAGAAGUACUGUGAAUAUAUAGAUUUUUUUCUAUGCAUACCAGUACACCCAUGUAAUAAAAUAAGCAUUGAAUUUGAGUAUUUACAUGCACACCUUCCUACUUAUCUAUAAUUGUAAUUUGUAAUGUUUUAAAUUUAUUCUUCUACGAUUAAACUAUAAUAGAUUAAUCUGUAUGUGUAUAUAUUUAAUUAACACAUACCACUAGAAACAUAAAACUUGCGUGUCAUUCCGACCUAUACUUUGAUGUACAGACUUAAACUAAACUAUUUAGAAAAUUUCCUUACAUAUGAUGUAUAUACCUAUAAAGAUAAAGAAUGAUUUACGAAUUUGGAUAUAAUGUCGUUGCCAGUAACAUCAUGUGUUUUUGACAUCGUAGGAAAUAAAAGUAUAAUGCUAAAAAAAAUUAUAUUUUUCAAAAACGGUUCAGACUAUUUGUUUAUAUAAUAAUAUUACAUAAUAUAUGUCUGAAUGUGACUACCUAUAGUAUACGGUUUAUUUAACCCUAAGGGCACAUGACAUUAUCUUUUCAGUGUGUAGAUGACAGUCGGUAUUGAAUUGAGCAAACAUUCGUUAAAUACGUUUCACAAAAGGUAUUUAAAAUAGAAAGUAACAGAUAUUUUUGUAGAGAUGUUAUACUAAACAAGUAUUAAAUUAAAUUACAAUAUUAUGAAAUGUAAUACAAUUUUGGUAUUAUUAGAUGCUUUUGAAAAAUACGUAAAAUGGAAGCUAAUAAAUGUGCAGUGUCAAGAUUCCUUUAUUUUAAAUUUGUACGGUUUAUAUUUUCUACCAGAAAUAUUGCUAUAAUAAAAAACCGACAAAAGAUGUUUUUUGUUGUAUUUUUAAUCUAGUUGGUGAGUAAGAAGGUUGUUUUUUUAGUUUUCUCUGUAUUUUUUUAAAUAAUUGAGCCAAACCGAAAAACACAUGAAACGGGAAAAUUCACGAAAAUAAUAAUUAUAUUUAAUUUUGUUUUUUUUUUCCUAGCAAUUCAGUUAAAAAUAUUUAUAGAGAUUUGAAAUUUGGACAGAAAUUUCAUAUUUGCAUUUUCUAGAAGUGGUCGAAUGUUUAAACUAUUUAUAGAAAUUGUUAUUUACAUUUGAUACACGGUUGAUUUACAUUGUCGUAAUAUUUUAUAUUUUAUACAUGUUAUAGUUAUUUGCAUAAAUAAAAAAUCCAUUGUUUACUGUUAUACAGAAAAAUUAUAAAUUCAAAACGAAGCGAGAGUUUUUUAUUAGUUUAUACGACGCACUUUUAAGUGCAGCGGCAAAAAACACUCACAAACCAUACCUAUCUAACUGAAUUCAAAUUGUGUGCUCUUAAAUGUCGAAAAAUUGGAAAAAAGUAUGUGCAUUUAAAUUUGAAAACGUUUUACAGUUUUGCUAGAAAUCAUUUUUUGAAUGUGAUAAUAUUAUCAUUGCAUUAAAAUUAAAAAUAAUACAAGACCAGUUAUGAUAUAUUAUAUACUGAUUAAACAAAGUGAUAUGAUUAUGUAUAUCAGUGGUGUAUUUAGGAAUUUGCCUUAGGGGUUUUUCAAACACAUUUAAGAGCGAGGCUUCGCUCCCAAACUCCCCGAAUUAAUACUGAAAUAGGAAUUCAAUUUGUUACAAUGUAUUUUUAAAAAAAACCCGUUUUGAUGUUAAUAAUUGUUUAUUUUGAACACAUUAAAACAAUAUUUACAAUAUAAAAGUUAAUUUCCUCGGACUAUUUUAUUUUAUUUUAUAUUACAUACGGAUCUAAGUUCAAUUACAAUUAUAUAAUAUUAUCUGGCAUUAGCCAGUUCAUUAAUUAUGUCAUUCAUAUCUAAUUGUAUGCCUCGAUGAAUGGAUUUCAUUGCUAAUCCAAUUACUCUCCUCUACAAAAUAAUUGAAAGAUUACUUCAUUUAUUAUUGAUCUUAUAUUUGUUGAAAACGAUGUUUUUGGUGUUAUCCAUAAGCGCCAGUUUUUUAAAACGUUAUAGGAGCUCACUUUGUUAGAUACUCAUGUACAGUUUUAUCCGACUCUCGCCAUAUAUUCCGUAUAGGCUUGUCAAUCUCAUGGGGGCCUCCCUUCUGUAAAGGUGUGUAUUAAGGUAUGUGACGCUGUGUGUGUAUAACUAUUAUUACUAUUUAUUAUUAUUAGUGUUAUUAACAUUAAUCUGUUGGUUAUGAAUUUAACUACAAUUAUAAGUAUUAUAGAACAAAUAAAAUAAAAACGAUGGACCUUCCUCCCAUAACAAAUUUCUAGGUGCACUCAUGGUUGACAUUGAUAAUGUUAAAAAUGAUUGAAUUUAAAAAAAAAUUUACAUUAUUGUUGUCUCUUGUCUAAAAUUUGUUAAAGCUUGCGAUAGUUUAAAUUGUUUUCAAUACCACUACUAAAUGAUCUCAAUGUAAUCAUUAAUUUGUCCAUGAAAAAUAAUGAAACAUUUUGUUUGUGAUUUUUGUUAACAUCAAAAAAUUGUAGAAACUUAACGAUUCGUCAUUAUUAGUGUUUUCAACACCGACAUUUUUUUUUCAAAAUCCUCAAUAAUAAAAAGGCUAUUUUUAAUUUUGUUUAAAUAUAAAAUAGAAGAAUCAUAGCACAUUGAUCAUAGUAUUUUAAAAAAAAUAUAUUGAACAAAACAAAAGUUAUUUCAGGUAUUAAAUCUUCGUGUUACAGCCUGCACAAUAUAUAUAUAUAUAUAUAUAUAUCUAAUCCAACAUCCAGUCAAUGUAUAACAUUAAUUUGUAGUAUAUUAUUAACUAGACAAAAUAUGAUUACCUAUAGCAGGUUUAAAUAUAAGAUCUACCUAAUAUGCUUCUUCAAACAUUCUUGUAUGAUAAAUAAAAAAAGUUUUAUUUUUCGAUUUAAAUAAUUUAUCUCCGGUUGUUUGUUACUAAAAUAUUGGUUGUUUUUAACAUUUUUUUUUUUUUAGCAGAAUAAGAUCUAACCUACUUUAUUAUUUUAAAUACAAUAUACUUGCCACCGCUCACCGUGCUACCAGUUUAAAACAUAUCGCGUUUCUGAAAUACUAUUUCCGAACCAUAAUAUUGUUAUUUACGUAUUUCUUCUUUCUUUAUUGAUAAUAUAGAAAUAUAGAUUAUAAUUUUGGUAACAAUUUUUAACCGUGUUAGUUAUUUAAUAUAAUUAUUAUAAUAUAUACAUGUAUAAUUUAUUUUAAGCGUAUAUUAGUAUAAAGUUUAAUUUUUGUUUUACUUUUGUAAUUAGUUUUGAUAUUUUUUAGGAACAUUACAAGUUGGAAUCGGUUCCUAUAUUUAAAAUCGUUUCUUUUGAUAAAUGAGAGUUCGCGUACAUUUUCCGAUUUAAUACAGAUCAUAAUAUUUUUAUCAUAAGUAAAUUUUAAUUUUUGAAUCGUCAGAUUACUCUUUAGUAUAUAUUAGAACUAUUCACCGUAGUAAUCAUCAUAUUUUCUACAACCAAAACCAAUGGAUCCCGACGAUUUUUCGUUGGAUUUCAGUUAGUUUAUUUUAAACAGGUAUAAUAAUUAUAAUAAUGUUUUAAAUAAUAAACUCUGCGCGUAUGAGGUGUAUGCAAAUAUAUCGAAGUGUGCAGAAUUAUUCCGCUGAAUGAUCCUUGCCAGCAGGUCACGUAGGUAUACAGCUUUUUUAUUAUUUUUUUUUUCCUAUAAUGAUAUUACAACAGAAACCGGUUAUAUAUAGUAGUUUUCCAAGUUCGGCCUCUUAUAACAGUACUUGUUCUGGUCAAACGGCACUAUAUUGCAUAUAGGCGUGGUGCCCAGUGUGUGUUCCCAACCAAAGAGCGCAUGCAGGAAACCGGCCGUGUCCAUUCAUUAAUUACACGUCUUUAUAAUAAUAUUACUAAAUCAAAAAUCGUUAUACUACAUAUUAUUAUACUAUACGUAUUACAGGAAUUUAUAGUUUUUUUUUUAAAUGUACAUAAUAUUAUAUAUGCAUAUAUAUAUAUAUAUGUAGGUUGAGUUUAAAUUAAAUGUCUUAUCUACCUUUAUUUUGUCUGCACGACCACAUUUUCACAAUCGCUAUAUAAUAUAUUAGGGGAAAACCAUUUAUCUAUUUAUUUGUAUUAUAAUUAUUAUUAAUCGAGUUGUAUCGAAUUACCUAUUAUAUUAAUUUCAGUCAAUCUCCCAUUGUUUGUAUUCGGUAAAUGAAAAACGCCAUUAGGUAUUUUAGGUAUUAACUAUUAGGUGCAAAUAAUAAUGGUUUGCCUAUAUACAAAUCAACGUACUCAUUAUUCUAGAACGGGUACUAUAUUAUUAUAUUAUACGACGAAUAUCUUGAAAAGAUCGUGAGAAAUAAUGUUAGAAUAUUUAAAUUUGAUAGAAAACUAUAUUAUAAUUGUAACUCGCUACACCGUCACCAACAAUAAUUAUAGGUAUUAGGUAGGUACCUAUAUAAAGAUACCUACCUAUUUACUAUGUGUAUAGAAACGACUACUGGCGCAUUAUAAUAUUAUUAGUAAUACGAAUUGGAUUUUUUUUUUGUCUGUUAUGUAUAUAACCUGUAGGUUUUUUCGUCGCCCCCUAUCCGGUCACCUGCGCAUGCAUAUAGAUGCACGAAUCGAUUUGUAUAAUAUAAUAUAAAACGCGACUACUUUACAGUGGGCGGUCAAGUACAACGACAUGGUACCACAUUUACCUAUAGUGUUACAAAUACUUGUUUACUAACGUUUCAUCAUCCAUCUUCGCUGUUUUGUUUUUUAACCAUAGUACUAUAAUAAUUUAUAAAAAAAAAACAUCAACAACUGAUAUAGCUCGAAAUAUGAUUAUUAUAUUAAUAUAAUAAAAUAAUACAAUGAAAAUGUUGCCAGGUCAUUGAUUUUAAUGUCGUCAAGUUUACCUAAUAAUAUGUACAAUGUAUCUACCCUAUUUUUAUAAACAUUGCAUUUUUUUUUUUAAACACUUAAUAGAUUCAUUUUCUUCUGCGCCGGUCAUAUACUCGUUAUAGUUUCCAUUUAAUGGGUUACCUAGUUACACCUAUUAUUAUAUUAUCAAAGUAAUAUCGCAGUGAUGGUCAUAUAUAGAGCGUGUACACACCAUCAGUAUAUAUCUUAUAUGGAUACACUAUACAUAUAAAUGAUACACAAAAACAACGUGUACUUAUGUAGGUAUUAUAGGUACACGUUUUAAUAUUUCUUGAUGAUUUUCCCGUGAAAACUUAAAUGGUCUUUUUAUUACGACCGAUUUAUACUAUAAUAUGUUGCCGAACGUGGUGUCUGUCAACAAUUACGCCGAAUGCCGAAAUAAUCCUUAUUUUAUACCUACUUAAUUUAGUCGCUGCACCGAUUUACAAAAAUAUACAUAUUUGGCAAACUUUCAAAUUGGCUGAUACACAACGUUUAGGUUUCUGCCAAUAUAAAUACAUCUUUAAUGUGUUGCAGUGUAUCGAGUUAUUGAUUUGUACACUUGUAUAUUAUUGUUAUUGGUAGGUAGUUACGUAUUUUUUUUGUUAAUUAUUGGUAAUAAUCGUACAAUUAUUAUUAUUGUUUUUUUUAAUUUUUAUAAUAAUUGUAAAAAUUAUUGAAAGUUAUUCUCAUAGUGGUUAAAGUGGGGAAAACUUCAAAGGGUGACUAUAUUUAGUGAAAAUUCAAGAGUGUUCCCAAGGACUAACUAAAUCGUUUAAAUCUAAUCAAACUCUCAGACAGGCCCAGAUUAAGAGGGAACCCAAGGCAGAAGCCAGAGGGAUAUCGUAAUAUUGUGGGCCCCUGGCCUUAACUGGUAGUACUGUAUAAACACUAAUAUAUUGAAUAUGUUUAUGGACCCCUAAAAUUGUUUGGUCCCAGGCCCAAAAUCCUUCUUAUCCGGGCUUGGUCUCAGAAAAACCAUCAUCGAGACAAUAGAUUUCCAAAAUAUUUUUCUCACACACAUUGACUCAUAUGUUCAUAAAAAUGUUAUACAAUUAGAGUUUAAAAAUAAACUGAACUUCUUCUCAAACUUUAUUAGAAUUAUCUUAGCGACAAAAACUAAAGCAUCCCCCUUCCCCGACUUCAAACACUUAAAUUAAAGGAGGACUAAUAAUAAUUUUACCUUAAAUAAGAAAGAGGAUGCGAGUUUUUGUGUUAUGAGAAAAUGUUGAUUUUAUUAUUUAUAUCAUAUUAUAUCAGUGGCACACUCACAGAGGGGGUUGGGGGGUUAACUCCCCCGGAAAUUUCUCCCUUCACUCAGUUUUUUUAAAUCAAGUUUUACAUUCAACUACAUAUUAUCUUAUACCACAGAAUAAAAUAAAAUUUAAUUUCACCAUAAAUCAUUUAUGUAUUAAUAAUAAUGAUAGUAUUAUACUAUUAUACUGAUAAUAUGUGCUAUCCCCUCUCUAGGAAAUUAUUAUAAACACCAUCCUCCCGCCCCCCCCCCCAAAAAAAAAAAAAAUCCUGCGUGCGCUACUGUAUUAUUUAGGUACUACGGAUGGAGUCAUGGGUCACUAAUUUGAAGUGCAUACACCUUAUAAGUGACUAUCUCAAUCUAAAACCGUACAAUGAACAAAGAACAUCUGGUUGAGACUCACGAUCCGCGCAUGCACGAAUAAACUCAUCAUAAUGUAUUAUCUAUUUAUCAAAAUAAUACAUGUAGAUCGAACGUCUCACACAUAUCUUAUGACUCAUAUUUUCAUAUCGUAUAUUUGGUUCAAAUUGUUUACAUUUACAUGGCUCCAUUCUCCAUUAAUUUUACAUGACCUAAGAUUUAUAAACAAAAUCUUAUGAGUCAUCAUAUAUACUUAUAGAGAUGGUGAUCAGGAAUAUUACGUUAUGUAAGACAACAUAAACUCGGAAAGUAUUAAAUUUUUUGAAAUUUGUUUUUUAAAAUAUUUAUGAGGCAAUAAAAAUGUUAUAUUGUAGUUAUAUUUUGUCGCCCUUAUUUUUGGUGUAUCACUAUACGUACUGCUACUUUUAAAUAAAUAUCGCAACCUAUAUUAAAAAUUACAUAAAUAGAAAACAUUUUAGUUUCUUACAUUUUGAUAUUGAAAUUUUUAACUUCCGUUAACUCGUUAACGAAAUAUUGUACUUUUCAGUUUUCAGUCUUGUUAUAAGGGAAGAGUAUAGUUGGGCAUUAUUCAAAUGUGCCACAUAUUCAACUCAAACUUAAAAGUAAAAUAUUUUGUCAACGAGUUGAUGUUGACGGAUAUUAAAAAUGUUAACACUAAAAUGGAUUUAAACUUCAUUCAUUAAAAAAAAGGUAAUACUUAUCGAGAUUAUGAGCCUUAGUUGAUCCCUAGACUGUAAAAUUUAUUGAAAAUUGAAUUUAUUCAAUGCGAGUACCUACACGUUUCUAUAAUUUAAAAAAAUAAUUCUAAAUUGUAUAAUCUUUACUAUUUUUCCAAUACCAUUAAUAAUUUAUGUUAUAGGUAUAUAAAUAAACAUGUAUAUUUAUUUUUUCUCUAUGAAGAAAUUAAUAUUAAUUGUGUCUAAAACAUAUAACUGAUAAUUUAAAAUAAAAGAGGUUGAGCAUUAGUUUAUUUAUUUAUUUACAAUUCUUACGGACAAUGUUCAAUGUAUAAUAUAUUAAUAUUAAUAACAAUAAUAAUAUAGGUUGUAAACAAAAAAAAACAAAAACAAAACAAAUUAUUUUAAUAUUUCACAUAAAUAGAUUAUUAAUUCAUUAUUGCCAGGAGCCAUUAAAAUAUUUGUUGGGUGAUUCAAUGUGAAAUUUUGAGAAAAAAUUGGAACAUACAAUAAUUGAUUAUUUUAUAUGUUGUAUUUGUUGUUUACUUAAAAAUUUACCUGGUUAGUAUAAAUUAGUUGGCUUAUUAAAGUUUAUAUUAUUAAAUUUGUAGCUAAAUAAAAUAUAAAAAUAAAAUAUUCUGUUAAACCUUAAAAGUAGGUACCAUUAUAGUUGCAUCAAUAAAUAUAUCUUUUAAUUGCACUUUUAUUAUAUUUUAACGUUUUUAAUAUCGGUUAGGUUCGAAUAAAUUUGUACAAUUUGUUUAUCGUUUAAAAUAUUAAAACUAAUAUAAAUAUAUCUAGUACAGAACAAAAUCAUAAAUCAUGCUUAGGUUUAAAAUUAAUUUUAGAAAGUAAUAACUAAUAAGUAAAAGAAAUUUAUUAGUAGUUAUCUAGAAUUAAAUUAAUUACUCAACCAAUGCAUUCCAUUUAAAUAAAAACGUUCUGAAAUUAAAAACAUUUUCCAACAAGAUUUCUCUUGGUAAAAAUAUUUUAUUUGAAAAAUAAUAAAAUAACAGGUUUUUUAAUAACUGAGUAUUUUCUUGAAUGUUGUAAAGAUUUUAUGAUUAUUACUUAAUUUUGAUUUUAAUCUUACCUACUUUGUUUAUUAGUAUUUUGGUAAUAAGAGUUUUUCUAACGCUUUUUUAAUAUUUCUUAAACAUUUUUUAGUUACCUAAACCAUGAGACUAUUCAAAAGACGCUGCUCUGAUCCAAGUCCUCAGCUCGUUAGUUUAUCUCCAAUCGAACAGGACCAUAGAGAUGUAUCUCCUGGAUAUACAACUCCAAAAGGAUGUACUACACCUGAAAAUGGUUCACCAAAACCUCAUAAAAAAAGUAAUACACUUAUGUUUAUUAUAUUUUAUUAAUAAUAAUUAUUUACAAAAUGAAUACAAUAUUUUUGUAGGUUUAGCAACAUGGGGUAAAAAAGUGGGAAGAAAAUGGGAUCAAUUAAAAAGAAGCGACUCUUCAGAAAUACUUCAAGUUUCUCCAAAUCGUAGAAGACAAUGGUCACCUAUGUCUAAAGCAAAUAUAAAUAAUCAAGAUAUUCAAUUUCAUCAAAAUUACAUUGAUAAAUUACAUAAUAACCAAAAUAGACGUUUAUCAAGAAUAGAGAGUAUUAAACGGAUAGAAGAACCAUACACGGUAGAAGAAAAAAAUCAAGAUUGGUUAAAGGAGAAAUGUCAAAAAGGUCUUGAGGAUUUAUAUGCCAUGGAAAAACCUUCAACAAUUAAAAUAGUUUCUCGUCAAAUACCAAUACAAAGAACAAGAAUAUCUGUGGACAUUGAUGAAAGUCCACUCGAAGAGCAGUGUAUUUUGGAAUAUCUUAUUUCUAAUAAAAAAAAAUUAGGUUUAGAGCAAAGUGUUGAUAACCUUCAAAAUCUUAGUUAUGAGGACCUUAUUAAAGUGUUCAAUAAUGUUACAAAUCAAGUAAAUGAAAAUAUUAAUCUUAAAAAUCGUAGAAGAAGGCAUACAAGUUUCGGGGAAACAAUAAUGAUAAAUAAAAUUGACAACAAAAAUCGUGUGGUUAUUAAAGCCGAUGAAAGUGGUUAUGAGAGUGAUUCAACGAGAAAUGGUGGAGAUUCGCCGAGAGGAUCCAUUAAAUCACAAUCUUCAAUUGACAAUGAUGAAUUUUCACGACGAAAAAACGUUCGUAUAGGACUAAAAAGAGGUGAAGUAAAGGAACUUCAAGUUGGAUCUAAUCUAGAAACUUUGUCAUUAAUGUGUGAUGAAUGUAAAAAGCCUGAACAAAAUAUAAGUCUAUAUCAAAAGUUUUUAUUAAAAAAAAGUAGCUGUAUGGGCCUAAAUGAAAGACACACCGAGAUAAAAACCAUACGAUUUAAUAAACGUUUAGGAGAAGAUGUUGGAGUUAGAGUGGAUUAUCGAGAUGCAACUUUGAGAUCUCGGUCAUUAUUUAUUACAGCAUUAUCAGGUCCAGCAGCUAGGUAAGGUGUGAUUCAUAAGCUGUCAUUGUUCAUUACAUAAAAUGUGUUUAUUGAUUUUUUUCAGAGAUGGUAGAUUAUGUAUUCAAGAUGAAAUCACUAAAAUCAAUGGUACUAGAGUAAAGGGCUUAAGACGACAAGAAGUAGAAUCCAUAUUGCGCUCAUCCAAAUGCAAUAUAGAAUUUGUUGUCUCUAGAGCUAAAUGUCAAUUAAACUCCAAUCCAAAACCAGUUGUAUUAAUUGAUAAACCACCAACAGUUCCUAAAUACCCAUUAAAAUCAGAAGAAAUUCAUGAGCCCCUGUAUUCCAGACAGUCAUCUUUACCAGAAAUUAAACUAGAGGAGAAACCGAAAAUGACUGGAAUGAGGAAGUUUUCUGUGCAUUUAGAUCAAACCCGUCACAAAAAUAUUCAAUUACCUCGAUUACCAAGACCUCGAUCAUUAUCAAUAUCUUUAACAACAAUAAUUUUUCACAAAGGACCUGGUUUCAAGUCUUUAGGUUUCAGUAUUGUUGGUGGAAUUGAUUCUCCUAAAGGAAGCAUGGGGAUAUUUGUUAAAACAAUUUUUCCUUCUGGUCAAGCAGCUGAAUCACAGUUAUUAAAAGAAGGUACCUUCUACCUGUGUACCUAUGUUAUAAUUAUAUACAUUUGUUCAACUUGUUUAUUAAACUAACAUUUUAACAGGAGAUGAAAUAAUCAGUGUAAAUGGAAAAAGCUUGGAUGGUUUUAAACAUUCUCAAGCCAUAGCAUUAUUUAAAGAAGUUAAGUAUGGUCAAAUAAUUAUUCAAAUUGGAAGAAGAGAUCUCAUUAAAAGGUAAUUUGUAAUAAAAGCAACAAUUAACCUCCUAUAUUUAAAUAAUUAACUAUACCUAAUAAAAUAAAUUAUGUGAUUUUUGUAUUUAUUUUCAGGAGCAAUAAAUCUAAAUCAUGUGAUGAAUUAGACAAAGUUGUUAAAGAUCACUGAAAAAAUUAAUUAUAUAUUAUGAUUUAGUAAAAUACAUUCUGUGAUAUAAAUAAAUUAUAAUAAAUAAAAAUAAACUGUUAUAAUAAGUAAUAUAAACCAAUCAUAAACAUAAAUUUAUUAUUAAAUUUAUAAUUAUACAAUAAGUAAAAAUUGUGUUCAUUUUUAUUUAAAAAAAAAAAAAACCAUAAUUACCUUCAAAAACAAGG